AUGACUAGUACUUCUAGAGACCACACAUCGGACGUCUCCGAACCGCCCGCUUUAGUGAACAAGCGAAGCGUCCUCGUGAAACGAGUCAGGUCCAUCCGCGACACUUUUAGAGACUCUCUGACUACGGAAAACUGCGAAUGCUUCAGACCCUCCUACAAGAAACUAUCGACCUACCAGGAUAGAUUUGAUGAGCUACAGGAUAGGGCCAUAGAGCUGAACAUCUCCGAGCCGACUAGUAGAAUCGAUAUCGACACCAUCCAAGCCGAAUUCGAUCGCCUCGUACGGGAGGCCGAAGUGCUCUUUCUCUCAAAGGCACGCACUCAUGACUCCAGCCUGUCUCCGCACAUGACUGUCCACAACAGUCCAUCACUAACCGCCACCGAGAAAUUCCAGUACCUGCUUAGCAGCCUGAAAGGCGAGGCUCUCGCGGUGGUACGGAACUUGUCCAUUGACGAAGCCAGCUACACCGUAGCAUGGGAUCUUCUCAAGAAACGCUAUCAUUCUGACCGACGAUUGAUCACGCACCACUUCAACCAGCUGUUAGAUCUCCCUGAGAUAAAGAACAGCACCCAAGCAUCUCUGCUUCUCGACCAACUCCGUGAGAACUCUCAGGCCUUAGAGGCCCUCGAUCACCCUCUGAGCUCCUACGACGGACUGAUUACCGCCGUCAUACUGCGUAAACUCGGCCCAGGACUCAAGAGGCGUUUAGACGACUUUCGCGCGGCUCCCUCCGAGUACCCGAAGGUCAACGAGAUUGUGUCCUUCUUAGAGUCCGAAAGUCUGAGCAAUGAUGGCACCUCGGCUAGCAAGAACGACUCUAAGGCCCUGCUCGCCACCAGAGCGGCCUCUCCCCAGCAGUCCGCCGUUCACGCGGCAUCCUCCGCUGGGAGAACAGCUCCGUCCUCCGAUAGGACGCGAGACUCCGCAUCGUGCCCCUGCUGCACAGGACAGCGGCAUGAGCUACAUGCCUGUCCCGGGUUUCGUGCAAAAACCCUUCCUGAACGACGUGAGCUCGUCCGCGCUCACAAAAGAUGCUUCAAUUGCCUUCGUCCCCACCAAAAACGGGACUGCUCUACACAGAGCCGAUGCCGUCAAUGCCAGGCCAAGCAUCACACAUUGCUUCAUGAUACCGCAAAUGCUACCCACGGGACUUCCAAAUCAGUCCCAGAGGAAAAGACGGUCUUGCUGGGCACUUGCAACCAAAAGACCACGGUUAUGCUCCCUACCAUGCAACUGCGAGUGAAGGGUCCGAACGGCUCAAUCCGAGCACGAGGCCUACUCGAUUCGGGAGCUAUGACUACCAUCCUCACCAAUAAGUGUGCGGAUGCGAUAGGCGUGACACGCCGUCCUGGAACCAGUCACAUUGAAGGAAUCGACGGCAUGCGCGGUAGCACUUGCGCUGAAGCAGUAGUCACUCUGACAUCUCCGAGUCACCAGGUGAUUAGCAAGAAUCACACGGUGUUGUUGGUCGACUCUAUCACCACUAACGUACCACCCGUACCCAUCUCAACCGCCGUUAGGCGCCGACUGGCUGAUCUCCCUCUUGCCGACCCCGACUUCGAUCGCCCAGGUCCUAUCGACAUUUUGAUUGGGGCAGAUCUUUACGCCAGGAUUGUUACCGGACCCGCGACCUCUCUAGGUCCUUCUAUGCCAUCAGCUUUUGAGACAAAUGGCUAUGGCUACAUCAUCUUAGGUGCCGCUCCUUCCCAGACGGCUACCCUUGCUGCGCUCACCACCGGGACUGAUGAGCCAGUAUCCGAAGUGCACAAGACCAUCCAAAGGUUUUGGCAGCUUGAAGAAGUUCGACCCCCGAAUAUCGAGCCCACUCCUGAGGACCCGGCAGAACUUCUUUUUCAGCAGACUACACGACGCGACGCGUCCGGUCGCUUCUAUGUACGGCUUCCUUUUGCCCGCUCCCCUGACGCCCUGGGCAAUUCUCGCGAUCAGGCUUUGCAGCGUUUCAGGGCUCUGGAACGAAGAUUCCGGUCUGAUCCAAAUCACCGUGACCUCUACGUCAAGUUCAUGGAGCAAUACGAAGCUGACGGCUUCAUGAGUCCAGCUCCUCCGGACGCACUCAUCAACCCGCACUACUUCUUGCCACAUCAUGGCGUGGUAAAGGAGACGAGCUCAACUACGAAGCUCAGACCUGUCUUUGACGGCAGCGCGAAAACCACAACGGGCAUAUCGCUGAACGAUAUACUCUACCCCGGGCCAUCGUUGACCCAGGACAUUAGAGACAUUCUCAUACACUUUCGAGUUCAUCGUACGACAUUUGGCUGCGACGUCCGCCAAAUGUACUUGCAGGUCUUCCUCGAACCUCAAGACAGAUGUUGGCAGCUCAUCUACUGGCGCCCCAGUGAAGAUGCCCCGUUAAAGAUUUACCAGCUCAACACGGUCACCUUUGGCAUUACUUGCUCCGCUUUCCUCUCGAUGAGAGUGCUCAAACAGCUUGCGAUAGAAUACGCCGAGGAGUACCCGCUAGCGGCUAGGGCCAUCUUGGAGGCCAGUUAUGUCGACAAUAUCGCCACUGGAGGACGCGACCUCGAAGAAGCUAGACUGAUUAGAGACCAGCUCAUCGCACUUCUUAAAAGAGGUAACUUCUUUCUGCGAAAAUGGAUGAGCAACGACCCAGGUCUUCUGAGCGACCUCCCGGCUGAUCUUCUUGAAACCCCAGUGACCUGGGAGGGCCAAGCACCAUCGUACUCAGUGAUGGGCCUACAAUGGCUUCCCAGUCCUGACGUAUUCACCUAUCGCAUACAGCCCCACUCGAAGCCUACCACAAAGCGAGGAGUCCUGUCUGUCAUCGCCUCAAUCUUCGACCCACUCGGGUUUCUUAGCCCCGUGGUGUUCUUCUGCAAGUGUAUUAUGCAGCAACUGUGGCUCUUGCAGCUAGGGUGGGACGACCCUCUCCCGGAAGACAUCUCCACGCGCUGGGCUGGAUUUCUCGAACUCCUCAAAUCUCUGAGUAAUGUAAAGAUUCAGCGUUACGUCUGCGACGUAGACAUUCCCAUCCAGCUCCACGGUUUUUGCGAUGCAUCGGAAUUGGGCUAUGCUGCCUGCAUCUACAUAAGACCAGAUCGACCAUCGGGCAUGCCUCAUCUUUAUGUCGCGAAAACUAAAGUAGCACCCCUGAGUAAAAUAACUCUGCCACGUUUGGAACUAUCAGGUGCCCACCUGCUAACCAAUCUCAUGACUUAUAUCGUCGCCAGGUUGCAAAAAUACUACCACAUCUCCAGUCUCCAUGCCUGGACCGAUUCGACCACAGUUUUACAAUGGAUCCAGACUCCUCCGCACCGGUUAAAGACCUUCGUGGCCAACCGGGUUGCCUUCAUCCAACAAGAGAUUCCAACAAUGACUUGGCACCACGUACCCAGCCGUGACAACCCUGCAGACCCCGCUUCGCGUGGGAUCUCGCCAGCGCAACUCGUAAGUUACAGCCUGUGGUGGCACGGCCCGCCGUGGCUCCAGGAAAACUCAGACGAAUGGCCGUCGCUGCCCCUUCCACUCCCGCAAGAGCCGAUACCAGAGACGGCAAAGCCAAGGACGGUAGUCCUCUUGGCGCGAAAAAACACUCCUUCUGUGAGUUCACCUUCUGAUCUUCCGGUUUUCGAGCGUUUCUCUUCAUGGCGCAAGCUCAUCCGCGUGAUCGCUCUAGUCUUUCGUUUCAUACACAACCUCAAGCAUCCUCAGGCCAAACGCACGGGUCCUUACCAGCCUGAUGAGAUCGACCAUGCCGAGAAGACCGUUGUCAGCCAAAUUCAAAGGGAUGCCUUCGCCAAAGACAUCGCCGAUAUCAGAAAGGGCUCCACCUGCUCACAACGCAUUCGGCAUCUAACCCCCUUUCUAGACAGCGCUGGGCUCCUAAGAGCGGGGGGACGCAUUUCACAGUCUGAUCUCGAAGAAAAUCGGAAGCAUCCAAUGAUCCUACCCGGUGACCAUCAUCUAGUAAAGAAAUUCAUCCAACCCACCGAAACGCCAGAGGCUCUCAAACCCUCGGCCUCGCCAGAGAAACCUGCCCACCAUUCUGGAGGUUCCACUCCCGCCCUUCGCCAGCCAAAGGGACAUGGCAACCCAAACAGAGCCGAUCCCAGCACCCUCCAAGCCAGUUGA
Messenger RNA from Bemisia tabaci, 4110 nucleotides. NCBI's taxonomy places the organism in Eukaryota, Metazoa, Arthropoda, Insecta, Hemiptera, Aleyrodidae. The record is from RefSeq and is a predicted model, not a curated record.